UCUAACUGCUGAGCAGCGCCCCCUGGUGUCCGGACGGCGCUCUACAGCCGCUCUACAUCCUGUUUCUGUGACUCAGAGAGGAGGAUGGCUAUCAGAGGUUAGCUGAGCCGCUCCGAGUAGAUGCUGCUGCACGACACCUGAGAUAAGUAGCUUUAACGGCUGAUACCAAGUGAUGGACGGGUUUACGGGGGACAUGCUGGGCGACAGCUCGGUGAUGGCCCGCAUGCAAAAGAAGUUCUGGAACACUAAGCAGGUCCUCAUCAAGGCCACGGGCAAGAAGGAGGACGAGUAUGUGGUGGCCUCCGAUGCUGACCUGGAUGCCAAGCUGGAGUUCUUUCGCUCGGUUCAGUCCACGUGUACCGAGCUGCUCAAAGUGAUCGAGAAGUACCAGCACAGGAUCACACGGUUGUCCCAAGAGGAGAACGAGUUCGGCCUGUUCCUGCGUUUCCAGGCUGAACGCGACCGCACAAAGGCGGGAAACAUGAUGGAUGCCACCAGCAAGGCUCUUUGUUCAUCUGCCAAGCAGAGGAUGGCUCUUUGCCCUCCGCUGCAGCGCAUGUACCAGGAGGUGGAGACGUUCCGACGGCGCGCCAUCGCCGACACGCUCCUAACGGUCUCUCGCAUGGAGAAGUCCCGCACAGAGUACAGAGGAGCACUGCUCUGGAUGAAGGACAUCUCUCAGGAACUGGACCCAGACACCUACAAGCAACUGGAAAAGUUCCGCAAGGUCCAGGCUCAGGUCAGAGGGACCAAGGGUCAGUUUGAGAAGCUGAAGAACGACGUGUGUCAGAAGGUGGACAUGCUGGGAGCCAGCCGCUGCAACAUGCUGUCUCAUUCCCUCUGUACUUACCAGACCACUCUGCUGCAAUACUGGGAGAAAACAGCCCAGGCCAUGUCAGGAAUCCACGAGACCUUCUUAGGACACAUCCCAUACCAGUUCACCACACUUAAGGAUCUGCGGGACCCCCUGGAGCUCAUCUCUGACUCACAAAAACACAACGAGAAAGAGAAGAGCAACACAGACAGUCUGGUGUCGUUGGAUGAUGGUGAACCAGCAGGAGGUUCCUCUGGUGCAGGCCUGACGCAGAGCAGUGGAGGUCCCACCCAGGCCAGUGACAUUGCCACCUCAGCGCUGUGUGACCUCAGAGGCCUGUCCACAGACUCGGAUGAUGACUUGAUGCUGAUGGCCGAAGACGUUCCUCCCCUAACAAACUUCCCUGUCCUGCCCCUGCUGCUGCCCCCUCCUCAGGCUGGAGACCAGUAUGAGCAGUGUAGCUCUGGCAGCUUCUCACACAUCUCUGAUGCUAGCAUGCUGUCGCAGGUUCGGCACCUCCCCUCAGAGGUGGGUCUGGAGGAGGACGGAGAACGCAGCGACAUGGCCUUCCUCCAAGACCUCUUGAGUCCUGGUCCAGGAGGCAGCGACGAGUUCAGCAAAGAGUGGCAGGAUGCCUUUGGCAUGUUUGAGCCUCCCAGCGUUCCUGCUACUAGUAGCAUUGGACCCGCAGCACGCCCCCCCUCUAACCCUCCCAGCCCCACAGGCUUCCUACCCUCUCAGCUGCUGGACCACAGUCUGAGCUCCACAGGCUGGGUGACUCCACCGAUGUUCCAAGCUCCGCCCCUGCAGCUCCCCGCCGGUCAGAACCAGGCAGCUACCCGGACUCCGGGUCCAGCUACCGCUGCCGCAUCAGGAGGAUCCAAAGACAUGUCGGCGUGGUUCAACCUGUUUGCUGACCUGGACCCGCUCUCCAACCCCGACGCCAUUGGACGCUCUGCAGAUGAGCUGCUGAACGCCUGAGCGUCUCCUCUUUUGUCACAGGGAUGAUGCUCCUGUUAAAGAUGCUGUAACAGACUAAACACUACUAACACACACAUACACACGUACAUCUGGGCUCGAAGAAUGCUUGCUUCUGUCACUGUUGUGUAUUUUUCUGUUUGGGCGUGUGUGCAUUUUGUCACAAGUGACAAUUUUUUAAACACGUUUAUCUGAAGCUGAGAGUGGAUCGGGUCCAGAAGCAUAAACAACAAAAUAAAACCUGAUUCAUCUCCGUUUCGCUAGCCGACGUGUGCAUUUUGCUCUAGAACUGGUCCUGGACUCUGCACCUAGCUGCAGGCAGACACUAAUAAAUCGUCUGUAAAACUUUUAAGUCUCUGAAACAGAAACUUUGUCCUCCCCGUUGUGUGUGUCUACUGAGAUCAUUAAAACCAAACACCCACCCUCUCAUUGUCAUUAACUGUAUAAACGCUGUUUAAAGCACAAAUCUGACAUUUUGGACGUGCAGUGAAUGCAGCAUUAGAAGCUGAGGAUGAGCUGCACUGCUGCUAAUGGGAUGUUUCAGAUGGUUUCAAAUGACUUGUGUGUAAAAUCUGAAAUGAAGCCAUUUGGGUAGAGUCCUGAACAGCCUCAGUUCGGAGAAACAGCUUUUACAUCUUUCGGGAAUGAUAAGCUAAGGGCUAGUGAAGGCUAGUGAGAAUGCAUACCUGGCAAAAGAGGAUUUUUUUUUUUUGUGGUUUAAAACGUCUCCAAAGAGUUGAUGCAACUUUUCCACAGUUUCACAUUUACUAAUAUAAAUGUCUUCAGUAGCACUUCUGAUAAUUCCGGGGAUGUUCAGCAGCAAAGUCUGCGCGUUUCUGCUGAAACUAAAAUCUCUGAUGUAUAUCUGACACAUUCAUAACAGUUUAUAAAAUAGCUUUACACAACCUAUUAUGAAUUGUUGGAGAGUUUAAUAGGUUUUAUUUGUAAACUCUAUACUAAAUCUUUAUGUCACUGUCAGUUCCAUGUUAGGUAGGUAUUCUGGCAGAAAAACCCAACUGUUACCCCAAAUGUUAGACCUUCCACUGAUCUUCACUAUAAUUAAAUAUAGAAAUCAGUCUAUCAUCUACAUUGAUAUUUUAUAGUUACGAGUUUUUUUAAAUGGCAGUAACUCGCUUUUCUUCAAUCGGACCAGAACAUAUCUUUGUUUCUCUAAGCUGAGGCUGUUCAAAGAUCUUUCUACAACAGACUUUUUAAAAGAAAUGGAUUGAUAGAAGAUCUGAAUUAUUCUAAAAACCCUUCAGAACCAGACCAGUGAACGGUGUGUGUGUAUGCGUGUGUUGAGAUUCUGGCCGACCCCUAAACACGGACAGUCCACCCCAAACCAGAGCCGGAUGUGUGAACAACUCAAUAUGAUCAGAUAAAAAUAAGUUUUGAUCCGCUGUCUUAACUCCAUCUUCAGAUGUCUGAGGCCAAGAAAAAAAAAUACAUGAGGAAAACAAAGAUACAAUUUUACUGUAACUUUUCUAGUAAAAGGUUCAAAGAGGAACUGAGUGGGUUAUUGAAGUGUGUAAAUAACAAUCUGAUGCACCUUUGCUCCUCUAACUGCUGUUAAAAUUGGUUUUGUUGUCUUUAGGGGGGGGGGGGGGGGGAUUAUGAUGCAACAUUGUCAGUUAUUUACUAUUUUAGUUGUGUGUGCUGCACAUAUUUAUCUGAACUCUGAAUGCAUUACAAAGAUUUUGUUUCUAAAGUGAGACGACACAAUAGAGCAACACUUUUCUACUAGCUGCACACGGUCGUCUCCACACACCUGCUACGUGUUUGUGUCCCACACUUCAAAAUAAAAGAAUGUAUUUCUCAA
Molecule: messenger RNA, 3611 nt
Organism: Nothobranchius furzeri (turquoise killifish)
Lineage: Eukaryota; Metazoa; Chordata; Actinopteri; Cyprinodontiformes; Nothobranchiidae
Gene: ical1
Product: islet cell autoantigen 1-like
Biological process (GO): regulation of transport
Cellular component (GO): Golgi apparatus
Molecular function (GO): protein domain specific binding
Source: RefSeq, a predicted model, not a curated record